CCCUCCUCCCUUUGUUGCUGACAUUUUCCAUUUCCAAUUGCUUUGGUUUGUCCUUCCCCUUUUGUUUAUAUAGCUGCUUCAGUGGAUGUGUAUUUCUCAUCACCUUAUCUCCUCCGUUGACAUUUCUCCCUCCCUCAAUUUUCUGAAAAAAUGGGUACCCUUGAAUCUGAGAGAACAACAACAGGAUGGGCGGCCAGAGACCCAUCUGGGAUUCUCUCUCCUUAUACCUACACUCUCAGAAACACGGGUCCAGAAGAUGUUUAUGUCAAGAUUAUCUGUUGUGGGAUUUGCCAUACCGAUCUCCAUCAAGCAAAAAAUGAUUUGGGCAUGUCAAAUUAUCCAAUGGUUCCAGGGCAUGAAGUGGUGGGUGAGGUGAUAGAGGUCGGAUCUAACGUGACCAAGUUCAAAGCAGGAGACAUAGUUGGCGUUGGUUGCAUUGUGGGGUGUUGCAGAAACUGCCGCCCCUGCAACACAGACAAUGAACAGUACUGCAACAAGAAGAUCUGGUCUUAUAACGAUGUCUACACCGACGGCAAGCCCACUCAAGGAGGCUUCGCCAGCGCUUUGGUCGCCGAUCAAAAGUUUGUGGUGAAAAUCCCAGAUGGUAUGGCAAUGGAACAGGCGGCUCCGCUGCUAUGCGCCGGAGUAACGGUGUACAGUCCCCUGCAUCACUUCGGACUGAAACAGAGUGGUCUCAGAGGAGGCAUUCUGGGGCUGGGAGGAGUCGGGCACAUGGGGGUGAAGAUAGCCAAAGCAUUUGGGCACCACGUGACUGUCAUAAGCUCCUCUGAUAAGAAGAGAGUGGAGGCGUUGGAGCAUCUCGGCGCCGACGAGUAUCUGGUCAGCUCCGAUGCCGAAGGUAUGCAACGUGCUGCCGACUCCCUCGAUUACAUCAUCGACACCGUGCCGGUUUUCCACCCUCUUGAGCCUUACCUUUCCAUAUUAAAGGUGGACGGAAAGCUGAUUUUGACCGGCGUUAUAAAUACUCCUCUGCAAUUCGUUAGUCCGAUGGUGAUGCUAGGGAGGAAGUCGAUCACCGGGAGCUUCAUCGGAAGCAUGAAGGAGACAGAGGAGAUGCUUGAGUUCUGCAAGGAGAAGGAACUGACCUCCAUGAUUGAGGUGGUGAAGCUGGAUUAUAUCAACGAAGCCUUCGAGCGACUUGAGAAGAACGACGUGAGAUACCGGUUCGUCGUGGAUAUCGCCGGAAGCAAGAUUGAUCAGUAGGGUCUUUUUCCUAUCAUAAAAUUCAACAUACUUAAAGACGAAUGGGUCCAUGAUUUGAAUUUUUUGUUUUUUUUCUUUUGCUGUGUUUGUUGAAACCUACCCUCUUGUUGGUGGCGGAGCUGGAAAUUUAUGUUGAAGUUUAUAAAUGAUAAUUUUGUAUAAUAAAUUAAGAAAAUACUCUAUGUAUCUUUGAGUCUAAGGCAAUAGAGAUGAAGAUGAGGUGUUUGAUUUUAUUUCUAAGUUAUAGCAUAAUGAUUAAUUCACACUGCUGUGAUUGCUGGCGUGAGAGUGAAACGU
Molecule: messenger RNA, 1521 nt
Organism: Rubroshorea leprosula
Lineage: Eukaryota; Viridiplantae; Streptophyta; Magnoliopsida; Malvales; Dipterocarpaceae
Source: the annotation of a GenBank genome assembly